Molecule: messenger RNA, 2846 nt
Organism: Aedes albopictus (Asian tiger mosquito)
Lineage: Eukaryota; Metazoa; Arthropoda; Insecta; Diptera; Culicidae
Gene: sax
Product: activin receptor type-1
Exons: 10
Coding region: 103-1830 (575 amino acids)
Biological process (GO): cell surface receptor protein serine/threonine kinase signaling pathway; protein phosphorylation; cellular response to growth factor stimulus
Cellular component (GO): BMP receptor complex; plasma membrane
Molecular function (GO): ATP binding; transmembrane receptor protein serine/threonine kinase activity
Source: RefSeq, a predicted model, not a curated record
AACGGUGCGGAGGAGGCAAAAAUAAUCGAAAAGAAACACCAGCAACAGCAACAACAGAACAGGCUCCCAUCAGACAGUUCCCCGGAGUGAAGAAAAGUCAAGAUGGUGUUUGCAAAGUUCGGUUUUAUUUUGCUGCUGGCGUCAAAUCUCGCCCAAGGCGAUCUGCACGGCAAGCUGCUGGACGAGACCGAAGAAACAAUGGACCUAGAGACGUACCAUCCCAAUCAUGAUCUUCCAAUACAGAAUUCGCUUGUUCCGCAUCAAAGGCGCCACUCCAAAUCCAAGAGGCGGAUGAAACGAAGAUAUAAAUGCUACAGCUGUGAACCACCCGACUGCGCCGAUACGACGGCCCACGCCCACCUUUGCCAGAAUGCAAUCCAGUGCUGGAAGUCGCGGAUCCGUGACCAGUACGGACAUGAGAGCGUAUCACGUGGCUGUACCACCACCCAUGAGCAGCUUCCUCUGUACUGCAAUCCCAAUCUGAUGAACAGCAGUGGACCGAAAAAGCGACACGCUUCCGGAACGUACAACAUUGAGUGCUGCACCGGAGACUAUUGCAACAAUGGGACGUUCCCGGCGCUGCCACCAGUGGAGUAUGGAAAUGAAGUGAUGAAGCUGGAGAGCUCAACCUACGCGCUGAAAAUGACCGGGGCCAUUUUGGGUCCGGUGGCGAUGCUGAUCGUUGCCGUCGUCAUUGUGUGGUACUUUAUGCGCCGGAAGCAUCACAAACGGCUGAUGGCCAGCCGGAGCAAGCACGAUCCGGAGACGUACUACGCCAGCGAUGAAAUUCUCCGGGCCACCAGCGCCGGAGACAGUACACUGCGGGAAUACCUUCAACAUUCGGUUACAUCCGGUUCGGGCAGUGGUCUGCCGCUUCUGAUUCAGCGAACGCUAGCCCGACAGGUGUCGCUAUGCGAGUGUAUCGGCCGUGGCCGAUACGGAGAGGUGUGGCGAGGCAUCUGGCAUGGUGAAAGCGUUGCCGUGAAGAUAUUCUUCUCGCGCGACGAAGACUCGUGGAAGCGCGAGACGGAGAUCUACAGUACGGUACUCCUUCGGCACGAGAACAUUCUCGGCUACAUCGGGUCGGACAUGACCUCACGGAACUCGUGCACCCAGCUGUGGCUCAUCACGCACUACUACCCGUUGGGAUCGCUGUUUGAUCACCUGAACCGAACUGCCUUGAGCCAUCACCAGAUGGCGACGAUAUGCCUUUCGAUUGCCAACGGACUGGUGCAUCUGCAUACCGAGAUCUUUGGCACUGAGGGUAAACCGGCGAUCGCUCAUCGUGACCUGAAGACGAAGAACAUACUGGUGCGCAUCAACGGAUCGUGUGUGAUAGCCGACUUUGGACUGGCCGUGACGCACAGUCAGACGACCAAUAAGAUCGACAUGGGCAACACGGCACGGGUCGGAACCAAGCGGUACAUGGCGCCGGAAGUGCUGGACGAGAGCAUCAACAUGGAAUGCUUCGAAUCGCUACGCAAAGCGGACAUCUACGCCAUCGGGUUGAUGUUCUGGGAAAUCUGUCGGCGUACGCUGUCCAACGGAAUCGCCGAGGACUACAAGGUCCCAUUCUACGACUGCGUCACGUCCGAUCCGAGCUUCGAGGAGAUGCGAAAGGUUGUCUGCGGCGACAACUACCGACCGUCGAUACCGAAUCGCUGGGUUUCCGAUCCGCUCCUCCAGGGUAUGGCCAAACUGAUGCGCGAGUGUUGGCACGCCAACUCGAACGUGCGUCUGCCGGCACUGCGGAUAAAGAAGACGCUUCUGAAGUUGGCCAGUUUGGACGAAACGGUCAAGCUCAACUACGAUGGGGAGAUCUGCGUUUGAUGGCUGCUGUUGCGGACCAAGGUGGUGGCGCUUCGUGCACAUAGCAGAAAGGUAUCAAAUGAGACAACAAAAAUAUCAUGUUUCUGGGGUUUUGGUAAGGGAUAUUUGUUAUCGUGCGCGUAUGUGUCUGUGAAAGUUUGCAAGAGUUUUGUGAAGGAUGUGUGUAUGUGCGAAAGCGAGGAUAUAUUUCAAUCGUGUACAUAUUUUUGUGUGUAUAAUCUAAUGACUGUAAUAGACUAGCAAUGUUAAUUUUAUGAACCAUUUAUAAAUUGUCCCGUCGCUCCCUUGCAUUGAUCUUUUUCGUUUCUUUAAACAUUUAUUUAAAACUUUUUUGUUUGCUCAAAAACUACUUUUUUAAAUCUUUUAAUUUUAGGCAAAUUGUUUUAAAGGCUAUACAUUAUAAGCCCACAAAAAAAAACAAUAAAAUAAAUAUCAAACAAUGUUCAGUAUUAUUAACUGAAUAUCUAUCAUAAAAUACAACAAUGCAAACUAAAAAACCAGAUUGAAUACGAUGCAAAUCUAAAUCACUCUUCUACGCAUAAUCAAAGAUAGAACUAUUUACACUUUUACGUGAGAAAUCGAAAACGCAUUGUAAUACCCUUUCUGACAAAGGUUUAUCAUUUUAUUUCUCUACAUCAUAAUUCAGUUGGGACAAAUUCACAUCCAAAUUAAGUGCCAUUUAGUCAACAUUGUGUGAGGAAUGGGAGUGUCUGAAGAUCCCCAGAGAGGCGGUUGAUUAAUUCUAAUAUUUUGGAAAGUAAGCUCAUUUAUUCAUCGAUUUCGUGUACAUAUUUCUUCUACUUUCGAAUCAUAUUCUAUAGUUAAGCGUGAUGAGAUGGUCGGAAAAGAAUGAGAGGAGUUUUGCGAGAAGAUAAGUACAUGAGUGAUAGUUUUUAUAAUGAGAAUCGUACUAGAUACCGGUUCGAUAGUAAGAUUGUGUUUAUUAGAUUAGUUGAGUUCUAUUAUUUUCAAGCAAUACAACCAAUAUGGAGAAUAGAUAGUUUGUAACAAACAGA